Erythranthe guttata (spotted monkey flower) is the source of this 1427-nucleotide messenger RNA. RefSeq lists its product as uncharacterized. The record is from RefSeq and is a predicted model, not a curated record. Gene Ontology annotation, molecular function: RNA binding. Lineage: Eukaryota; Viridiplantae; Streptophyta; Magnoliopsida; Lamiales; Phrymaceae.
AGACAUCCACGAACAGACGCCCAGAGAGAGAGAGAGAGAGAGAGAGAGAGAGAGUUAGAGAGAGAAGAUACGAAGAACGGUCGAAACGCAGACGGCUGUUAAGAUGUCGUACUCCAGAAGAUCGAGGUACUAUGAUUCGCCUUCGCCUUACGGGCGCCACAGCAGGUCGGUAUCCAGAUCUCCGUCAAGGAGCAGAUCAAGAAGCUGUGACUCGAGUGACGCCGAAAAUCCCGGAAAUAAUUUGUACGUGACAGGACUUCCAUCCCGGGUCACGAAGAGGGACAUUGAGAAGCAUUUUUCAACCGAAGGAAAGGUUGAGAAUGUUCAUCUGGUUAUUGAUCCAAGGACGAGGGAAUCUCGCGGGUUUGGUUUUGUGACUAUGUCGACUUUGGAAGAGGCUGAUCGCUGUAUCAAGUACUUGGAUCGAACUGUCUUUGAAGGCAGGGUUAUUACUGUCGAGAAGGCUAAACGAGGGAGGGGGCGAACACCUACUCCAGGAAGGUAUCUUGGGCUGAAAACAGUUCGUGGGGGUGGUCGUCGUUCUCCGAGCUACUCACCUUAUUCAAGAAGUCGCUCUCCGAGCAGAGGCAGGAGCAGGAGUCGGAGCAGAUCAUACUCUCCUUACUAUGGAGGUAGACGAAGAUCAUACUCACCGGCCUAUUCAAGGCGUUGUCGUAGGUCGUCACAUUCUCCAGAUGAAAGAUGUUAUUCAAGGCGUCGCUCUCCAUCGUAUGAUAGCAGGUCUCCUUUGAGGAGGAGGCGUGAGCGCUCGCACGACUACUCACCCAAUGACCGUUACUACAGAAGAAGCUAUAACAGGGAUUACUCCCCCGAUACAAGAUAUAGGUCUUUACGGGAUUACUCUCCUGAUGACCGUUACUAUGGUAGAGGCAGAAGCCGAUAUAAUGCUGACCGAAGUAUUUCACCUAGGCAUAGGGGGCGUCGUACAAGCUAUUCGCCUGGUGGGAGUUACUACUCACGAAGCAUGUCACCGAGGAGUUGCUACUCAGAAAGUGUGUCUCCAUCUCCGAGGGGAAGAUCAAGAUCAAGGUCAAGGAGGAACAAGUAUGAUGGGAAGCGGAGCGUAUCCCGUUGUCGUUCGAAGCGGUCUUAUGAAUCACGUGACAGCCGCUCUUCAAGAAGACACACUAGGAGUCCAAGUGCUACUUCUUCAUCGUCUACUCGUGCGGUUACUCCUACCAAACCCUCCCCAUAGGUUUCAUUUCCAUGUUUGUCGUAGUUAUACUUGGAUAAUCAGUUCUGUGAUUAGGUACGUGAACAAACGUUUAGCUCUACAAUGAGAUCUAACGAUGGGCGUUGUUGUUAAGGUUCAUAGUUUCGUUGCAGCUCAAGUUUGUUGAACAGUGAAUGUACUAUUCAUGUAUUGUUAUGGCUGCUCCCUUAUUCGUGACCUGCUUUAUUUUUUA